Oncorhynchus nerka (sockeye salmon) is the source of this 4451-nucleotide messenger RNA. RefSeq names its product serine/threonine-protein kinase WNK1-like. NCBI's taxonomy places the organism in Eukaryota, Metazoa, Chordata, Actinopteri, Salmoniformes, Salmonidae. The transcript is spliced from 4 exons. The record is from RefSeq and is a predicted model, not a curated record. The coding region runs from base 253 to 1137 and encodes 294 amino acids.
GCCCUCCCUCCCCCACCGGACCGCCUCCCCUCAGCCCACCACCAUUGGCCGCUUCCAGGUCACCACCAACGCACCGGAUGCCAGGGUGGGCCGCUUCUCUGUGAGCCGAGCCCAGGAUGAGGCAGCCGAGGCUGGGUUGGAGCAAACACCCGCUUCCCAGGCUAACGGGCCUAGUAUUGAUCCUGGCUCGGCCACCAUGCUCCUCAGCCCAGAGGACAAACAGAGCUCCUGCCCAGCCUCAACAACUCCUACAUGAGCUCUGAUAACGACUCUGAGUUUGAGGACGAGGACUUGAAGAGGGAGGUCAACCGGUUACGGGAAAAGCACAUGAAGGAGAUCCAGGCCCUGCACACCAAGCAGAAGGAUGAGAUUGACUCCCUGUUCGCCAGGCUGGGCAAGGUGCCUCCAGCCGUGGUGCUCCCUCCAGCUGUAGCCCUGGCCGGUCGCAGGAGACGACCCACCAAAAGCAAGAGCAGCAAGUCCAGCCGCUGCAGCUCCUCCCAGGGCAGCAAGAGCCCCCUGCAACCAGGGACCAGCAGCACCAACACAGUGAGUGGUCCAGGAGGCCAGGGUCCAGGAGACCAGGGUUCAGGGGGUCAGAACCAGGGCCAGCCUUCUCCCAACCCCCCUCAACAGGGCCGGAAGGGCACGUUCACAGACGACCUGCACAAGCUGGUUGACAACUGGGCCCGCGACGCCAUCAGUCUGUCCCAGGGCAAGAGUCGCUCCAAACAGCAACCCUCACAGGGACACAGCUACCAGGCGACCCCGUCCACCAACAAGGGCCGUAAGUUCUCCGCCCCGAGUCAGCUGUGCCCCAGCAACGCCUCUUCCACCCCCGCUACCUCUCUGGGAGGCCGCAAGGGCUCCUUGUGUCCCCCUCCCCAGUACAGCGGGGUUGGGGCAUGCUACCCCUCCUCCACUGCACCUUACAGCAGCGCCCAGUGGGUGGGAUCCACAGGGCCGGGACAGGGUCAGGCCGGUAUGUUAGCCUCCUCUCAGCCCCUGGUUGCCUCCUCCUCGCAGUACCCCUCCUCUGCCACUGGGGGGCAGGGCUCCCUGCAGGGCUUCCAUCACAUCAGCACUUUGCAGAAAUCCGUCAGCAACCCUGGAGGCCCCAACCUGAGGACCACGUAGUGGCCAUGAGAGGAUGUUAGCCAUGCCGGGCUGGGAGACUGACAGACUGAGGGAGAGAGACAUGAGGAAUGAAGGGUGUCUGUGUUACAAGGGGGAGAGGGGCUUGUGUGUUACAAGCGACAUCAUGGUUGGUGGGACUGUAUUGAAUGUGAAUGAGCUGGCUGUGAAGAAGAGGAGGAGCAGGAGAGAGAAGAGUCAGCUGCUGUGUGAAAUGGUGCACCACUCUGCCCUCUUCUGUUCCCCUGAAGGAUAACAGGAGAGGGACACACUUUCCCUCCCCCCCACCCCGAGGUCAACUGUGGGCCUUGGGGGUCGAAGAAAGACGCAAAACGCGACAAGGAAUACCAAUGGACACGAGUGCAAUGUUAUGUGGCCAAAGAGGGUUAAUGUGACAAUUACUAUUGUAAAAUGUGUGUGUGUGUAUGUGGUGAUGGGCUUUGUUCCUUCACUGGAUUUUACAUGUACUCUACAUGUAAAAGAGACCAGAGCCUUGUACUGAUCUCAGAGAGGAGGGAUGGAGGAUAGUAACAGACCAAGGGGGUGGUGGUGUACUUAUCGUUGGGGAGCUGCAGUACAUAGCUAACCCCCUUUCUCCUCUCACCUAUCUGAGCCCACCCCUGCCUGUUCAGCUCCUCCUGCUGGUAACUGACCUCCAGAACAGAGCUUUAAGUGACUACAGUACUAUACAGCUCCUCCUGUUGGUAACUGACCUCCAGAACAGAGCUUUAAGUGACUGUACAGUACUAUACAGCUCCUCCUGCUGGUAACUGACCUCCAGAACAGAGCUUUAAGUGACUGUACAGUACUAUACAGCUCAUCCUGCUGGUAACUGACCUCCAGAACAGAGCUUUAAGUGACUACAGUACUAUACAGCUCCUCCUGCUGGUAACUGACCUCCAGAACAGAGCUUUAAGUGACUACAGUACUAUACAGCUCCUCCUGUUGGUAACUGACCUCCAGAACAGAGCUUUACGUGACUGUAGAGUACUAUACAGCUCCUCCUGCUGGUAACUGACCUCCAGAACAGAGCUUUAAGUGACUGUACAGUACUAUACAGCUCCUCCUGCUGGUAACUGACCUCCAGAACAGAGCUUUAAGUGACUGUACAGUACUAUACAGCUCAUCCUGCUGGUAACUGACCUCCAGAACAGAGCUUUAAGUGACUGUACAGUACUAUACAGCUCAUCCUGCUGGUAACUGACCUCCAGAACAGAGCUUUAAGUGACUGUACAGUACUAUACAGCUCAUCCUGCUGGUAACUGACCUCCAGAACAGAGCUUUAAGUGACUACAGUACUAUACAGCUCCUCCUGCUGGUAACUGACCUCCAGAACAGAGCUUUAAGUGACUGUACAGUACUAUACAGCUCCUCCUGUUGGUAACUGACCUCCAGAACAGAGCUUUAAGUGACUACAGUACUAUACAGCUCCUCCUGCUGGUAACUGACCUCCAGAACAGAGCUUUAAGUGACUGUACAGUACUAUACAGCUCCUCCUGUUGGUAACUGACCUCCAGAACAGAGCUUUAAGUGACUGUACAGUACUAUACAGCUCCUCCUGUUGGUAACUGACCUCCAGAACAGAGCUUUAAGUGACUACAGUACUAUACAGCUCCUCCUGUUUGUAACUGACCUCCAGAACAGAGCUUUAAGUGACUACAGUACUAUAGAGCUCCUCCUGCUGGUAACUGACCUCCAGAACAGAGCUUUAAGUGACUGUACAGUACUAUACAGCUCCAGUAGCAUGUUGAGGAGAUGUGAGGAAGGUUAUGGGGUCAAGGAAUGAGCUUGUGAGGCUGAGGUGUGGGACUGGUGCCAUGUAUGUAGCUGGUCAGGCAGUGUUGACAUCCGGAACCACAUGUACUGCUAUUCCUAUAUAUCAUUUAGGAUGUUCAUUGGUGUGUGUAAGUGGAGAGUCAGUAGAAAAGGCCUGGGGGUUCAUACCCUACUCUACCCCUCCUGUUGCCAUGGGAUGCAAUAAGAACACAGUAAUAGAAACCUCCUCCUAAAUAUAAUAAUAACACAUAAAGUGACCUUCAUUAGGAAAACAAAACAAUCCAUGACCAGAUUCAGAAUGUCUUUUUUUAAUGAUUUUUUUAAGAGUUUGGGAUUAUGAUGAUUCCAUGUUUAUUAGUGUUUUAAUUUUUUUCCUCUGUCCCCAUUGAACUGAGGAGACUCUUCUGUAGCAUGAUGAAAGGGUUAACGCUAGGGUUGAUCCAGGAACUCUCUCUCAGUAUAGGGCCUUUAAAGAAACUACAUCUCCCAGUAUAGGGCCUUUAAAGAAACUACAUCUCCCAGUAUAGGGCCUUUAAAGAAACUACAACUCCCAGUAUAGGGCCUUUAAAGAAACUACAACUCCCCUCUCCAUGCUAACCAUCUCUUUACAUGAUUGGAGGGGAGUAGUGUGUGUGAGACCCAUCUAUCCCAGUCUUAACUUCAGGCUUAUAGUUACUCCAUUUUAAAAUGUGCUGAUGAGAUCCCCAUCCUGAAGCAUAAAGUCUGUACAAGCUGGCUGGUAGUUCCCAUCUACAUAUCCCUAAUGAGAGCCCCCCUGAACUAACACAGACAGGACUGAAGUAGAUUCUCUCAGACAGGAGUUGUUGACUGAAGUAGAUUCUCUCAGACUCAACUCAAUAGUCUUUUUCACAGGUGGUUUAGCUCUGAGGGGGAAUGCAGGGCGAACGGAAGGAGGUAUGUCCUGUUGGCUCUCUGUGUCACACAUGAUAUUGUUUUCACGGUUGUGAGGUAGAUUGGUGUUGGUCCUGCGUGGACCCAGAGAAGGACAGGUCUCGGUGGGGCAAGGAGAGGACGUCCACGUGGGCUGGGCUUGGAGGUAGGGUGGAUGGUGGGGCAAGGAGAGGACUGGACGUGGGCUGGGCUUGGAGGUAGGGUGGAUGGUGGGACAAGGAGAGGACUGGACGUGGGCUGGGCUUGGAGGUAGGGUGGAUGGUGGGACAAGGAGAGGACUGGACGUGGGCUGGGCUUGGAGGUAGGGUGGAUGGUGGGACAAGGAGAGGACUGGACGUGGGCUGGGCUUGGAUGUAGGCUGCAUGGUGGAUGGUAUGAUGGAUGAAAAGUAAUGCCUUGGAUCUCCAGCAACACAACGCUGUCUGUCCUGAGGGCUUGUGAAGCUUUCAAACCUAUGAUCUAUCUAUCUAUCUAGUAACAUAAAGCCUUUUAUAAUCAUGAUGUUGACAGCGUUUAGGGGCCUCGAUCUCUCUACUUCUGAGUCUUUUCAAUAGUGUGAUUGAAAACAAAAAUGUACAUUAUUAUUCUAUUUAAAAAAAAAACUAGAAAAAAUAAAUGAAAAAAGACAA